AUGAAGAAGACGAUCGAUUAUUACGAAGUUGAACCGACAGUGAAGGAAGCGCUGGGCGAGUGCGUUCCAAGCCGACAUGAUUCACUUCGGUUUGCCAAGUCUUUGUUUCCUUGCUCGAAUUGGUUGCCGAGAUACAACUGGCGGUGGCUGUUGGGUGAUAGUAUUGCUGGUUUGACCGUUGGGUUGGUCGUUAUUCCUCAAGCCAUGGCGUAUGCUCUUCUUGCUACGCUACCGCCAGACUUUGGGCUGUAUACUUCUUUUGCUGGUGCGGCAACGUACUGGUUGUUUGGAACAUCGAAAGACAUUGUCAUUGGAACCACCGCUGUCGGUUCCCUUCUCGUUGGAGAAGUCAUCUCCCACGUCCACGAAUCACGACCAGAUACAUACACAAGUGCUGAGAUCGCCGGCACGUUGUCAUUCAUGACUGGUAUUAUUCUCUUUGCAAUGGGCCUAUUUCGUCUUGGAUGGCUCGUCGAAGUCAUCCCCUACAUCCCAGUGUCAGCCUUCAUCACAGCAGCCAGCAUCUCCAUCAUGUGUACUCAGCUCCCUGUAUUGCUGGGCAUCCACGGCGUCAAUACACGUGAAGAGCCUUACAAAGUGUUCAUAUCGACAAUGAAGAACCUGGGCGGCACCAAGUUGGACGCUGCUAUCGGUAUCACUUGUCUUGUUCUACUGGAAUUAGCGAAGUUUGUCUUUGCCAAGUUGGAGGCUCGUCAACCUGCGCGAAAGAAGAUGUGGUCAAUCAUGUCUUCCCUGCGCCUCACCUUCGCCAUGCUAUUAUAUACACUGGUGAGCUUCCUGGUCAACCGCAACUUGAAGGAAGCUGAGAGCAAGUUCCGAAUUGUGGGACACAUCAACCAAGGUUUCGUCCACGCUGGCCUUCCUGAUUUAAAGCCUGAUCUCAUUGGCGUUGUUCUCCCUCAAAGCCCCAUCAUCAUUAUCAUCCUCAUCGUCGAGCAUAUCGCUAUCGCCAAAAGCUUUGGUAAGAAGCACGGAUACGAGGUUGCCCCAUCGCAAGAGAUCAUGGCUCAAGGUACAGCAAAUAUCAUCGGGCCAUUUCUGGGUGGUUACUCAUGCACGGGGUCAUUUGGCGCCUCGGCUGUUCUGUCGAAGGCUGGUGUCAAGACGCCCAUGGCUGGUCUCUUCAGCGCCUUCAUGCUACUUCUUGCGCUUUACGCUCUUACGGGAGUGUUUUACUUCAUUCCACGAGCCGCUUUGGCUGGUCUGAUUAUCCAUGCUGUUUCGAAUCUCGUUGCUUCUCCGUCUACAGUGAUGAAGUAUUGGCGACUGUCGCCUUUCGAGUUCUUCAUCUGGGUGGCUGGAGUUGUGAUAGCAUUAUUUACUGGACUCGAAACAGGUAUCUAUGUCACCACUGGUCUCUCAUUUUUACUUCUUCUCGUUCGCAUUGCGCGCACCAGCGGCGAGUUCCUGGGUCGGGUCACUGUCCAGCAGAUUGAUCCAAGCGAUUACGAGCAAUCAUUGUCUGCGAAUGCGCGCGAGAAGGCACCAUCGUGUGAGAUUUACUUGAGUCUUUCUCGAAAAGACGCUUCAAACAAAGACAUCCCAGUCGAAAGCCCCCACCCAGGCAUCUUGAUCUACCAUUUCCCUGAAGGCCUCAAUUAUCUCAACCAAGCAAUGCACUUCAAGACGUUGACAGAUUACGUGUACACUCACACAAAACGGGCGACCGAGGAGCCGGAGUGCGACAAGUCGGAGGCUCUGUGGUGUGACAAACCUGCCGUGUACAAAGGAGAUACAGAGCUGCCCGUGUUACGAGCAGUCGUGAUCGACUGUUCAACAAUUCACAAUAUUGACAUCACCAGUGUUCAGGGCCUGGUUGAUGUGAGAAAUGCGCUAGAUCGAUGGGCGAGCCCAUAUUCAAUCGAAUGGCAUUUUGGCGGACUGCGAAAUCGAUGGGCGAGACGAGCUUUGACAGCCGUUGGGUUUGGUCAAAGAGCGACAGAGAAUGGUCAUGCGAUUGGAAGCUGGACUUCAAUUCUACCAUUGGCAAGAUCAUUUGACGAGGCGCACGAAAAUAGAAGACGACAGAGCAGCACAGACGACGAAAGCAUGAUCGGCACGCGAACAAGCACAGAAAUCGAAUCGUCAUCACCUGCUACACCAGCAGAAAAACAAGGUCUCAGACCGGUUUUCCCGACCGACAGGCCCUUCUUCCACGCCGAUCUUGACGAAGCGGUGACAGCCGCGUUGGCCAAUGCAAGGAGAAGCGAGUGCCGUUCUGGUGCCAUCUUCGGCACAGGCCUCACUCUCUCAGGCGUAGCAAAUCCGCAGGUCAUAAAGAAUCAGUUCCGCCUCUCCGACUUUCACAUGCUCGCCACAUUCCUCACCGCAUCCGCAACCAGCGCCGCAAUCUUCACCCUCUACAACUCCAAAUCCACCAAGAUUCCCGCCCGAUCAGCAAGUUCGCACGCGUGGCUGGGCCCGUACGACGGUAACAUCAUUGGUGGUGCCAUGCUAGGUCUGGGGAUAAGCUUAACGGGUGCUUGUCCCGGGACGGUCCUCGUGCAGGCCACGGCGGGUAUUGGCGCCAGUCGGUUGCUCGCAUGUACGUCGCUCCUUGCGGGCGUUAUCUGGGUGCGGUGUAAGCCGUACAUAGUCAAGCCGCCGACGAGCCGUGCUCGGAAUACAUCGGUUAUGGAUGUUACCGGGUUGUCUGCAGGCAAGGUUCUCGUCGGGUAUGAGAUAACGAUGCUUGCGAUACUCGCCGGAAUCUUAUACAUUGCCCCGAGAAGUGUUACCAUGCUGCAUCCGGUUGUCGGUGGCCUCCUCAUAGGCUUCGGACAGUUAUCGUCUGUUAUCUUGACCGAGAAGCCCGUUGGGGUCAGCGGUGCCUAUGAGGAGUUUGGAAAGUUCUUCUGGGAUAUUUUCGGUGGCAAGGGUAUACAAUCAGUCCCUCAAAACAUCCUUUUUGCGUGUGGAUUAAUGAUGGGAUCUUGGGCGACGUUAUCCAACUUUCCGGCCAUCCGGGAGGUCAUGGCACAAAGUGAACAGGCAUCACUGCCAAUGGUUCUGGUUGGCGGAGCUUUUCUAACGUUCGGCGCUCGCAUCGCUGGUGGAUGUACAAGUGGUCAUGGUAUCAGUGGUAUGGCCACGAUGGGAUUGAGCUCCUUUAUCAGUAUCGCUUCGAUGUUUGGUGCUGGGUUGGUGGCCGGAUUCCUGUUUGCUUAG
Fusarium oxysporum Fo47 is the source of this 3189-nucleotide messenger RNA. RefSeq names its product sulfate transporter family-domain-containing protein. The record is from RefSeq and is a predicted model, not a curated record. The transcript is spliced from 4 exons. The coding region runs from base 1 to 3189 and encodes 1062 amino acids. Gene Ontology annotation, biological process: transmembrane transport. Gene Ontology annotation, molecular function: secondary active sulfate transmembrane transporter activity. Lineage: Eukaryota; Fungi; Ascomycota; Sordariomycetes; Hypocreales; Nectriaceae. Gene Ontology annotation, cellular component: membrane.